Pimephales promelas (fathead minnow) is the source of this 539-nucleotide messenger RNA. It is a transcript of the gene tmsb, whose product is annotated as thymosin, beta. Gene Ontology annotation, cellular component: cytoplasm. Gene Ontology annotation, molecular function: actin monomer binding. The record is from RefSeq and is a predicted model, not a curated record. NCBI's taxonomy places the organism in Eukaryota, Metazoa, Chordata, Actinopteri, Cypriniformes, Leuciscidae. Gene Ontology annotation, biological process: regulation of cell migration; actin filament organization.
CUUACAAGUUCAUGAAUAUUUCAUGGCAUGUAAGGGGAAAAGAAAGACAAAGGGGGGUGUAGCCAAUCAGAUAACCCUGUGGACGGUCAGGCGGUGUAACCCCCUCCUCAUCCCACAUUCACACGCACAAGGCAGAACCUCCAGCUUCAUCCACCCACACUUUCUUCCUUCAGCUCUCCUGUCCAUACACUGCCUCACGUGUAAAAACAUGGCUGACAAACCCAACAUGACGGAAAUCACUUCUUUUGAUAAAACUAAACUCAGGAAAACAGAGACCCAAGAGAAGAAUCCCUUGCCAACCAAAGAAACUAUUGAACAGGAGAGGCAAGGAGAGUCCACGCCAUGAUUGAUGUUUGUAACUGAAGUCACACGGCAAAGAGUGAAGUGGAUGGCUGAGAUCAACAGAGAAGAUACUUUUAGAGGAAUCUAACUAAUUGAUAUGUGUUUGGUUUUAUAUGUGUGUUUGUUCAAAAACGAAAUAAAAAUGUACGAAUGUGCUGAGAGAAAAAUCAAUAAAACAGUUGAAAAGCGUGAGGCGA